Toxotes jaculatrix (banded archerfish) is the source of this 597-nucleotide messenger RNA. It is a transcript of the gene cygb2, whose product is annotated as cytoglobin 2. The transcript is spliced from 3 exons. The coding region runs from base 1 to 597 and encodes 198 amino acids. Gene Ontology annotation, molecular function: oxygen binding; iron ion binding; heme binding. Gene Ontology annotation, biological process: oxygen transport. The record is from RefSeq and is a predicted model, not a curated record. NCBI's taxonomy places the organism in Eukaryota, Metazoa, Chordata, Actinopteri, Toxotidae.
AUGUCUCGCAGGGAGUCUCCGCCGCCGCCCUCGCCACCUCCACCUCCGCAGCUGCUGGGAGUGCGGAGAGGAGAGGUAGAGUGCGAGGACCGUCCGGAGCGUGCCGAGCCGCUGUCCGACGCCGAGAAGGAGAUCAUCAAGGACACGUGGGCGCACGUCUACAAGAACUGCGAGGAUGUGGGGGUGACUGUGCUCAUAAGGUUCUUUGUGAACUUCCCAUCAGCCAAACAGUACUUCAGCCAGUUCCAGGACAUGGAGGAUCCAGAGGAGAUGGAGCGAAGCAGCCAACUGCGGCACCACGCCUGCAGGGUGAUGAACGCCAUCAAUACUGUGGUGGAGAACCUCCAUGACCCAGAGAAGGUGUCGUCAGUGCUGGCCCUGGUGGGAAAGGCCCAUGCUAUCAAACACAAGGUGGAGCCUAUGUACUUCAAGAUCCUGAGCGGCGUGAUGCUGGAGGUGUUUUCUGAAGAUUUCCCAGAAUUCUUCACGGAAGAGGUGCAGAUGGUGUGGACCAAACUGAUGGGGGCGCUGUACUGGCACGUGACUGGGGCCUACACAGAGGUGGGCUGGCUCCAGGUCUCCAGCUCAGCAGUGUGA